Molecule: messenger RNA, 2727 nt
Organism: Cyclopterus lumpus (lumpfish)
Lineage: Eukaryota; Metazoa; Chordata; Actinopteri; Perciformes; Cyclopteridae
Product: guanine nucleotide-binding protein G(i) subunit alpha-2
Exons: 9
Coding region: 702-1769 (355 amino acids)
Biological process (GO): adenylate cyclase-modulating G protein-coupled receptor signaling pathway; gamma-aminobutyric acid signaling pathway
Cellular component (GO): heterotrimeric G-protein complex
Molecular function (GO): G-protein beta/gamma-subunit complex binding; GTP binding; G protein-coupled receptor binding
Source: RefSeq, a predicted model, not a curated record
GUAGAGUUGGGAGGUGACGGCGCUGUCUCGCUGUUUGUGUCGGUCGGAGGGGAACUUCACGGCGGCUCCGGGUGUGGCUUCAAACGUGAUAAAUCUCAACGCGGGGAAAGAAUGCGUAACAGCAAUAGGGAUUAAACAAAAAAAACAAAGAAGAUACAUAAAGCAACACAGAUAAAUAUCCUCUGAAAAGCGGGUAGUGUGUGUCUGGUAGCUUCACUGGCAGCAGGAAUCCGUGUGCUCGCUUUUCAACAGCUGGAAUACUUUUUGUUGCUGAACUUCGUGGCUCGUUUUCGUGUGUUUUAAUCUGCUCCAAUGGUCUGCUGGAGGACUUCCCGAAUGCACUAAACGUCAACCGUCCCCAAAAAGUUGCUCACGGUUUGUUUUCGGGCGCAGGACAACUUCUCCAUUCUCGUUAGAGACCACCAAUGCUGGUCAACUGACUCAAUAACCAACGGAUUUCAUACGUGAGACAUUCAAGUUCACAUCGCAGGAGGAAAUCUAUGAUUGUCGUUCCCUCUCGCGGGUGAACGGACUCAGUCACGUUUGUCGCCACUCAUCAAAAAGGGAAGUCGCCUUACUCAACUUAAACCCUUGUUUUUAAAUAAGGUGUUUCGGUCACAGCCGUUCAAACGAAAUAUAUAUAUUUUUUCCUGGUGAUAUUUUCCCACUAAGCAGCAGUCCUGAAGCGUGCACUAGGAACCAUGGGUUGUACUGUUAGUCAGGAAGAUAAAGCCGCGGCCGAGAGGUCUAAAAUGAUUGAUAAAAACCUGAGAGAAGAUGGAGAGAAGGCGGCGAGAGAAGUGAAACUGCUGCUGCUGGGUGCUGGAGAGUCGGGGAAGAGCACCAUUGUGAAGCAGAUGAAGAUUAUCCAUGAGGAUGGAUACUCAGAAGAUGAAUGCAAGCAGUACAGAGCCGUUGUCUACAGCAACACAAUCCAGUCCAUUAUGGCCAUCAUCAAAGCUAUGGCCAACCUUAAGAUCGACUAUGAGGAAGCUACUAGAGCGGACGAUGCCCGCCAGCUGUUUGCCCUGUCUGCAGCAGCAGAGGAGCAGGGCAUCCUGCCAGAAGACCUGUCCAACGUCAUUCAACGACUGUGGGCUGACGGCGGGGUCCAGAGCUGCUUCACACGGGCCAGAGAGUACCAGCUCAAUGACUCAGCAGCUUACUACCUGAAUGACCUGGAGAGGAUAGGCAAGCCGGAUUACAUCCCCACACAACAAGAUGUGCUGCGGACUCGAGUGAAGACCACCGGCAUUGUGGAAACGCAUUUCACCUUCAAGGACCUGCACUUCAAGAUGUUUGAUGUUGGGGGUCAGCGGUCAGAAAGGAAGAAGUGGAUCCACUGCUUUGAGGGAGUCACAGCUAUCAUCUUCUGUGUCGCCAUGAGUGCUUACGACUUGGUCCUGGCUGAGGACGAGGAGAUGAACCGGAUGCAUGAGAGCAUGAAGCUGUUUGACUCUAUCUGCAACAACAAGUGGUUCACAGAGACGUCCAUCAUUCUGUUCCUCAACAAGAAGGACCUGUUCGAGGAGAAGAUCGCCCACAGCCCUCUGACCAUCUGCUUCCCUGAGUACCCCGGCCCUAACAAGAACGAGGAGGCCCAGGCUUACAUCCAGACCAAAUUUGAGGAUCUGAACAAGAAGAAGGACACCAAGGAAAUCUACAGCCACUUCACCUGCGCCACCGACACCAAGAACGUGCAGUUUGUGUUCGACGCCGUCACUGACGUCAUCAUCAAGAACAACCUGAAGGACUGUGGCCUCUUCUAAAAGCAUGUGUGAGAAAGAGUCACGAUUACUUGAAGAGUUCUGAUGACCAUAAAGAUAGGGGAAAUAUACACACAUCAUGAAUGACUGCACUGGCCAACCACGAUUUCAGCUUUGAUCAGCUUUUUAUAAAGACACCGAAUAGACUGAAAACCCGACGAGCCUCGCAGAAUUUCAAUAAAUGCUGAUCCAGUCGCUUGUAUCGUUAACUGUUUGGGCUAUGACCACAAAAAUCAACAUUUAUUAUUGUAUUUUGGGUCUUUUUUUCUUCUUUAUUUUCAAUUCUUAGAGGAGGCAAAGGAAAACUUUUUUUAUAUAAAUGCAUUCAUUUUACUUUUAGAAAUUCUGAUGUGCAAAUUAUUAAACUUUUAAUCACAUGAAGCUUAUUUUUCAAGAGAUGAAGCACAGGCAUGGACAUAAAAUAUGAUUGACAAAGGAAAGUGCUUUUAAAAAAAUUAUGUUUACAUAAGUUCAUCAUUCAUAGCCAAACCGUAUAUUGUUCUGCAUGACUCAACAUGGCAAAUAUUAGCUCUGUAAUCUGCACAAAUUAUCUAACAUUCCGACAAAACGAAAAUAAAAAAUGUUGAAAAGAAAAUGAAAAAGAAGCUUCACUUGCGGGGGAAAUUAUGGCAAAAUCCUAACUGAUAUUUAAAGUAUGUGUGUACCUAACAUUCUGUCACUUUUUAUAGUACCAUUUCCAUGUCUGUUGCAGUAUGUUUGUGCCUUGACUUCUGUUUACAACCAAUUCCUAGAUAUGCUUUCAGUAUGUUUGACCUACUGUGCGCCUAUAUUUUUCUUGCAUUUUCUGCCUAGCACCUAUGAAUAUAUAGUGAUUAUUAAUGAGAGACGAAAAUCUAAUUAAGAAAAAGGUUAGUGUUUUUGGUAAAUAUUAAAAUGCUUUAAAAAGUCUUAUAUGAUUUAAUUUAAAUAAAAGUAGAGAUCACCUGACUCUUGCACAUUG